AAACCUCCUCCCGUGAUGUGCGCUCCUAGAAAGCAUCUCCGGCGCGAGUAUCUUUAUAAAAAGUUCUAUCUCAUAGCAGUACCAGAUUCGAUAUUCCUACGGACUUUAUCUACCUGUGACAAUUAUCCGUCGUGAUUCAUAAGUUCCAAGAUGCGAUCUUGUUCAAUACUGAUUAAUCUCGUUUGCGUUAUCACCGUAUCGUAUACGGUUUCGGGACACCCUUUUUCAUUCCUGCCGCGGCAUGCCGUUGAACGAGCUGCCGAACGUAGAAGCAUAAACAGGCAAAUGAUAGAGCACAAUUCCAAUUUCCUAACACCAUUGUCGGAAUAUGGGACACGAACUGAAUCGAAGCCUGUAGAGCCAUGGACUAAAAUCACACAGAAUCCAGUAAACGGCAUCGAAACCAUUGUGGGAAGCAAAGUGGAAUUGGAAUGCAAAGCUAGCGGCAGUCCUCCACCAGAAAUUCUCUGGUUUACAGGAAGCGGUAGUAACGAACAACUGAUCGAAUAUGUGAAAACCAGUACGCAUUCUUUGUACGAUCCAUCCGAAGAGUGGAAAGGAGUGGCCAGAAUUAAUUCGAAACUCGUGAUAGAAUGCGUUACUCCGGAUGAUGCUGGAUUGAUCUACUGUGCGUCGGUUUCUGCGAGAGAGGUGAAGAUCUCCACUCCUACGGUGCUGCUGGUUAACAACGAAGGUGGUGCCAGUAACUGCAGUUCUGAAAGCGACCCAGUAAUUACUCUUUACUCGCCUACUCUGGUAGCCACUAUUGGAGCAACAGUUGUGUUGCCUUGCAGAGCAAGUGGAAAACCAACACCACAAAUCACUUGGGUGGAUAACUACAACAUACCUCUAACUCUGUCAACUAACUUGCGACACAGAGUAUUGGACAACGGUGACCUAAUAAUAGAAGAACUUUUAUGGGAAGACAUGGGUGGCUACACUUGCCAAGCCAAGUCUAAAAAUCGUCAACAAGUCAUCAGCACGUUCCUCUAUCCUUUGCGUCCCGAAAAGGAAGUGGCUCGAACAAUCAACUAAACAAUUAUU
This is a messenger RNA of Bombus impatiens (common eastern bumble bee), 1044 nucleotides long. It is a transcript of the gene ImpL2, whose product is annotated as neural/ectodermal development factor IMP-L2. The record is from RefSeq and is a predicted model, not a curated record. NCBI's taxonomy places the organism in Eukaryota, Metazoa, Arthropoda, Insecta, Hymenoptera, Apidae. Bases 151 to 1035 code for a protein of 294 amino acids. The transcript has 7 exons.